Hemicordylus capensis (graceful crag lizard) is the source of this 1921-nucleotide messenger RNA. It is a transcript of the gene IDH3G, whose product is annotated as isocitrate dehydrogenase (NAD(+)) 3 non-catalytic subunit gamma. Gene Ontology annotation, cellular component: mitochondrion. The transcript is spliced from 14 exons. Gene Ontology annotation, biological process: tricarboxylic acid cycle; isocitrate metabolic process. The record is from RefSeq and is a predicted model, not a curated record. Gene Ontology annotation, molecular function: oxidoreductase activity, acting on the CH-OH group of donors, NAD or NADP as acceptor; magnesium ion binding; NAD binding. Lineage: Eukaryota; Metazoa; Chordata; Lepidosauria; Squamata; Cordylidae. The coding region runs from base 403 to 1734 and encodes 443 amino acids.
UAUAAGGGGCCUUUGUUGUACUCAACUGGCGGCGGGGGAAAGGGGCAGAGCGCUGGAGUAGGAUUGCAGUGGAAAUCCCCCAUAAGUAAAUGCAACCAGCCUCAUUUCAUGCCCUACGAGGCAUAAUUUUUCAUCCUGCUGGAGAAUAAUAAAAAUUAUUAUUUGGGGUAAAAAGUAAUGUUGAACAUGGCCUUUGCUUCUUUAGCAAUAGUAGUGGCAGCUAAAAUGGACGUUGUGACUUGUUUAUCGCUGUGAAGCAACCGUAGUAAGAGUCAGGAGAAUAAAGCUGGCCUAUCAGGAAACCCUACAGGGAAGGGUGCGUUGGGAAGUAUGAGAGAAUGCUGCCACACUAGAUAAGACAUAAAAUAACUUAUGAGACUCAGGAAGGUAUUUUGAUCCAGGAUGUGGGCGGAAAGCGGAGCAUGUCACUGCGCAUGCGUUCCCUGCAGUUUGCUCUCUCUGGAGUCUGUCCAACAACAACACUCGCGAGAUUCUAGGACGCAUGUCUCGCGGUGUUUGGUCAACUCCACACCCAGACUGCAAGAACGCUCAAGGAUGGCAGUUUCCGGCGUUUUGUAUAGCACCAAGCAGCUUUGGAGGCCGGCCUUGCUAGGACCUCGUUCGGUACAGGCUCUAACAGAUGUCAAUCGCAGGAAUGUGGCCUCGCAGCAACAGACGAUUCCUCCACCGGCCAAAUAUGGGGGGCGUCAUACAGUGACAAUGAUACCCGGAGAUGGAAUUGGGCCAGAGCUCAUGCUUCAUGUCAAGGAACUGUUCAGGCAUGCCUGUGUGCCAGUGGACUUUGAGGAAGUUCUGGUGGGCUCCGCGGCAUCUGAAGAAGACAUACAGAAUGCCAUGAUGGCCAUCCGGCGUAACCGUGUGGCCCUCAAAGGGAACAUUGAGACGAACCAUAACCUACCGCCGUCCCACAAAUCCCGGAACAAUAUACUACGUACUACCCUGGAUCUCUUUGCGAAUGUGAUCCAUUGCAAGAGUCUUCCGGGGGUGGCAACCCGGCACCGAGACAUCGACAUCCUUAUUGUCCGGGAGAACACGGAGGGAGAAUACAGCAGCCUGGAGCAUGAGAGUGUCUCUGGUGUAGUGGAGAGCCUGAAGAUAAUCACCAAGACCAAGUCGCUCCGCAUUGCGGAAUAUGCCUUCAAGUUGGCGAAUGAAGCCGGCCGCAAGAAAGUGACAGCCGUCCACAAGGCCAACAUCAUGAAGCUGGGUGAUGGUCUCUUCUUGCAGUGCUGCAAAGAGGUGGCAGCUGGCUACCCAAAUAUCACCUUCGAGAAUAUGAUUGUUGACAACACUACUAUGCAGCUGGUGUCCCGUCCUCAGCAGUUUGAUGUCAUGGUCAUGCCUAACCUGUACGGCAACAUUGUCAACAACGUCUGCGCUGGAUUGGUUGGGGGCCCAGGGCUGGUGCCAGGGGCCAAUUUCGGGCGCGACUAUGCAGUUUUUGAAACGGCCACUCGCAAUACGGGCAAAAGCAUUGCGGGCAAGAACAUUGCUAACCCCACAGCCAUGCUGCUUGCCAGCUGCAUGAUGCUGGACCACCUCAAACUGCACAGCUAUGCAUCCGUGAUCCGCAAUGCAGUCCUGGCCUCCAUGGACGACGAGAAUACCCACACGCCUGAUAUUGGAGGUCAAGGCACCACCUCAGAGGCUGUCCAGUCCAUCCUGAAACAGAUACGCAAAUUUGCACCUAACCUGGCACAGGUGGCAUCCUGAAGCCAAAGAGCAGAAAGCAAGCCAUUUCUCUCACUCCAGCUGCAACUACAAGCAGCACUCCUGCUGUAAGAGACUGGAGCAGACGCUUCCAUCCGGAACUGCCCAUCCUUAAACUCCCUUUUCUGUACAUUGUGUGUAAGUUGGCAAUCCCUCGCCUACCUAGAAAAUAAAUGUCAAUGGUCAGGUA